ACAGUUCUUACAUGUAUGCGGCUAACAUGUCUCCGUUCUCAAUUUUUGUUAAAGAAAACUGUCGGUCCCCAUUUUACCAAAAACAAAAACAAAUAUUUCAAUUUUCUGCUUAAUUAAUUUUACAAAUUAACUACAAAUGCUAUCCGAUCUUUUAAAACGUUUUUAUUCAAAACUUAUCGUAGGAACCAAGCUUAAAAACAAAUUUAGCUGAAUGAUAAACAUACGAAAAAAAAUGAUACUAUAUAUAAUUAUAUGUAAGGUGAAAGACUAAAGUAUAUGUUUAUAUGUUAACAUAAUUAAUCAUUUAUAUAACAAUUAAUUAAAAAUCGUUAGUGUAAGACUACCACGUCCAUAAUGGGACUCCACGAACCUCUAAUUCACUCGUUUUCUAGAAUAUCACUCUCUCUUUAUAAACACCAAUCUCCGAUCAUAUUCAAACCAUCUGAAAACAUUUAGUUAAGAAACAACGACAACAACAACAACAGAGCACUAAAAAUGGCAGCUCUUGCGACCAAACAGUCUCUGUUGUUGCUGUUAUCUUCUCUUCUGCUCUUGAUAGGCGUAUCCACCGGAAGUUUCUACGACAACUUCGACAUCACAUGGGGUAAUGGUCGUGCCAACAUAUUUGAGUCUGGACAGCUCUUGACAUGCACUCUCGACAAGAUCUCUGGUUCAGGUUUUCAAUCCAAGAAAGAGUAUUUAUUCGGAAAGAUUGAUAUGAAGAUGAAACUUGUCGCUGGAAACUCAGCCGGAACAGUUACUGCUUACUACCUUUCCUCUAAAGGCGAGACAUGGGAUGAGAUAGACUUCGAGUUCUUGGGUAAUGUUACAGGACAGCCUUAUGUUCUCCAUACCAAUGUGUUCACCGGAGGUAAAGGUAACCGUGAAAUGCAGUUCUAUCUCUGGUUUGAUCCCACCGCGGACUUCCACACUUACACCGUCCUUUGGAACCCUCUCAACAUCAUCUUUCUUGUGGACGGAAUCCCAAUCCGGGUGUUCAAGAACAACGAGGCUCACGGUGUGGCUUACCCGAAGAGCCAGCCAAUGAAGAUCUACUCAAGUCUAUGGGAGGCUGAUGAUUGGGCUACACAGGGUGGUCGAGUCAAGACGGAUUGGACUAACGCUCCAUUCAGCGCUUUCUACAGGAGCUUCAGUGAUGUGGACUGUUGUAGCCGGACUUCAGUGUGGAACUGGGUUACGUGCAAUGCGAAUAGCAACUCGUGGAUGUGGACUACACUUAACCCCAAUCAGGUUGGACAAAUGAAGUGGGUGCAAGAUGAUUACAUGAUCUAUAACUAUUGUACUGAUUACAAGAGGUUCCCUCAAGGUCUACCCACGGAAUGCAACCUUGGCUGAUUGUGUGUCCGAGCAAAUACAAGCAUGUUGCAGUUUGUUUCAUUCUUUCCUUCAAAUUUGUUCUCGUGAUUUGAUCCUGUUAUUCUUUUGAGUUUCUAUUUGUUUCCCUUAUUGGGUAAUUGAUUAUACUUGUGCUCAUCUGUAAUAAUUUCAUUAAUAUGAUUAAACUGUUGGUUUUUUA
This is a messenger RNA of Brassica rapa (field mustard), 1537 nucleotides long. RefSeq names its product putative xyloglucan endotransglucosylase/hydrolase protein 13. Gene Ontology annotation, biological process: cell wall biogenesis; xyloglucan metabolic process. Gene Ontology annotation, cellular component: apoplast; cell wall. Gene Ontology annotation, molecular function: hydrolase activity, hydrolyzing O-glycosyl compounds; xyloglucan:xyloglucosyl transferase activity. Lineage: Eukaryota; Viridiplantae; Streptophyta; Magnoliopsida; Brassicales; Brassicaceae. The record is from RefSeq and is a predicted model, not a curated record.